Molecule: messenger RNA, 4000 nt
Organism: Sitodiplosis mosellana (orange wheat blossom midge)
Lineage: Eukaryota; Metazoa; Arthropoda; Insecta; Diptera; Cecidomyiidae
Exons: 4
Coding region: 303-2012 (569 amino acids)
Source: RefSeq, a predicted model, not a curated record
GAUGAAAUCAUCUAAAUGUGCUUCCAAGGUGUGCUCCGGCAAAACUACACCAAUGAUCGAAUGUUUAUGGUCCCAGGUUUCCGGCAAAUGGUUAUCAACGUUCUCGGCGAAUGGUUUCCAUGGCCAACGAACAGAUUUUUCGGCAAUACAUUCAAAUACCUGUACGAGCAAUAUGCAAAAAACGUGCAAACCAACCUCAAAACGCAUUGCGAACAGCGUUUUGAGAAAGUUCUUCAAAAUGCGUUGCUACGAAUUGAACCACAUGUGUCUGUGUGGAGAUCUCGAGUUGAACGAAUUAUUCGAUGGUGACGACAUCAAAAAUGCCAUCAACUACACCAUACAACCGAAGAGAUUCAACGCGUGGCAAUGCAAAUGCCAUACGGAAAUUGGAAAUACUGUUGGCGGAGCUGUAUUGGAUUGGAGCACCUUACAGACCAGAUGACCCACACCCAUUCAACAUCAGAGAAUUCGUUGAACUCAAUUGGUUCCAAGCAUUGCUCAUGUUCAUUAAUAUACAGCGUGAUAUUCAUAACUUUCACCUCUCGUUUGCCAAUCUACGCCAAAGUUGGAAUCUGUUCCGAAAAUAUCCGCUCUAUGUGCAACAGCCAGAAUUUCCAGAGCCGCCUGAAAUCACCACCUUCACAGUCAUUCCGAAGUGCACAUUCCAGCGCCGAUACGUGAAAAUUGAUACAGAUGCAUUGUACAACAUUUUAAAGGGCGUCAAAGCAAUGCCGCGGACAAAAAGCUCUCGAGUCUUACGAAACGGCGAAGUCCAACAGCGCUACAUCUCACAGACUGAAUUCAAGGAGAGAGGAGGCUGGCGUUUGUUUUUCAACAUGGACGAAAUUAUCAAGUUAGUCAAGAAUAAGAAGGAAUUCGGCGAUUCGAUAAUAUCAGAUGGUGUGUCAGCGUCGGUGUUAUUCAAAUUGCCGAAACAGAGCAAAACUGUUACUGAUGAAGAAGAGGCCGAAAUCAAACGAAAAUAUUUCGCAAACGAAUUCGCGUAUGCAUUGGGAAUUGAUCCAGGCAUGCGAACCUUUAUUGCGUCGGUCCGCCUCGAUCUAAAGACCGGCGAAGAGACCAACGAGAAGAUUUCGUUCAAACAAUACCAUCAGAAAUCGAAACAAGAUGCGCGCAAUAUUAAAGCCGACCGAAUGACACGAGUCUUUACGUAUGACGAACAAGCGGACCUCAAGCGUAUCGCCGCAGAGAUUGGCCAGACACCAUCGCCACGGAAUAUCUCUUGGCGCCAUUACAUCGAACAUCGCCUGCGAAUGUCCCAAGAUGGUAUCGCGGCAUACAGUCAGAAAAACUAUGCACGCUUACGUUUGGACAAACACAUUGAAUGGCGUCGUGCAAUUGAUCUCAUCGCCGGUAAGCUGGUACAUUUCAAGACAGCUAACAUCAACAUCGGAGCAGCCGAAAUUUCAACAAAUUGCCCGAUCCGAAUCAAAAAGUACGUGCGGUGUCCAGGCGUUCGCAAGCUGAGUGCAGCCUUCAAAAGACGUGGCAAUUGUGUCGUUCGGUUGGUGGAUGAAUACAUGACAUCGCAACAUUGUGCCCGAUGCGUCAAACGGUUCCCGAUAUGGACGAAGAGCAAACGAUACAAGAAGUGCAACGAUUGCCAACCAGAUGAACGUGUUGGACUUCCGAGAACCAUCUAUACGAACGUGAGCAAACGAGUGUUGCAAAUGCAACGGAAAAUCAUGCGUACAUGGGAGGAAAUGCGCGACCAAGGUGAUGCUAUUGCAGCCAUUCUAACCCAACGAAAUUCAGGACGUUUGGUGUCAAAGAAGCAACGCUUCUUCAAAACCUGGCAACCAAAUGCCGCUGAAAACGCUGGAACAGAAGACGCUGCACAAUCACGCAAGUUGCUCAAAUCACUUUGUCAUCGGGACAUAUCAGCAGCCAAACUGAUCAUGUACAAAGGUCUUUGCACGCUGCUUGACAUUCCGAUACAUCCAGCAUUGCUGCGACGACCAGACGACGACGGCGUUCCACUCAAUCCAUAAAUCAAAAUCCAGCGUUUAGCAUUAAAGUUUUUUUUUUAACAAAUAUUUUCUAAUAGUUUAUUAGAGUUCUCAAGCCUUGCACUUAGUGGGCUAUUUUAAGGUUUAUAAGGUGUCUAACUUUAUUUAACGCAGUACAUGAGUGGUUUUAUAGACGUUAUUUGAUGAUCACAAUGGGUUUGACAAUGUCGCCGCAUUCUUUGGAUAUGACUUGUUCAAUGCAUCAUAUCACGGUUAUGAAAAACACCCUAAUGUACAUAUGUAUGUGCGUAUGCGCGAAAUUGAAAAAAAAAACAAUUACGUAAAGAAAUGAACAAUGAAAUAAAUAUUGGGUUUAAUUUGACACAAUAAAAGUUAAACUAUUGAAAAAAAAUGAAGAAAUUACGAUCUUAAAUUGUUUAAAAAAAACCAUCCGUUUAUCAUACCAAAUGCUGUUUUUCGAUGUUUUAUCAAAAAAAUAUAUGGACUGUAUAGUUUAAAAAAAAAAUGCAGGCUGAUUGUUUACACUUUGCUGAAAAAAUACCCGGGAUUUGUGAAAUAUUCGUUGAUGGCCUUUUCGGAAUAAUAUUUUUUUGUCAUGCUUAUACAAUCUACCUUUGUCCAAAUUUGAGCCUGAUCUUAUCAUUGGUUUGCUGUGGACACUGGACAGUGCAUAUCAGACGACUUUAGGCACUUUUUUGGAAAUGAAUAUAUUUGGUAAUUUUUAGGCAGAGGGUAUCAUUUAGAGAACAUUAUACUAAAUGUUCAGAACAAAGUGUCUAUCUAUUUCUGGAAAUAUGCGUAAUUUUGUUCAGAGAAUCAUUUCAGCAUAGAUAUUCAAUUUUCUGAUGAGAUCUCAGUAAUUGAAUGCAGUGAUUACGAACUUCGCUGUGAGUAAACGAGCGCUCUACAUUCAAGCGCGGACUUUGAUACACAUUGACUUACACAUAAUCGGAGUGAGUGUGCGUGCGAAAGAAGAGAAGAGAGGAGAGACGAACGAAAUGUGUUGCAUCGAGCGAUGCAAAUGAAUGUCCACUUGACACAGUGUCAGUGUGACGAAUACUUACUCUUUGUUUCUUGGAAUUGUUGUUCCUUCUUCUUUUUCUUCUAACAAAUUGGUUGGCAGCACAAACACAAGCAAAAAAAUCACAUUCGAAAAAUAAACAAAACAAUAUUUGAUUAUUUUGUUGGUGUGAAAAACAAAAACAUUCCAAGAAACAAAGAGUAAGUGUUCGCCACACUGACACUGUAUCAAGAGACGUUCACUCUCAUCAUUCAAUGCGACAUAUUUCGUUCAUCUCUCCUCUCUUCUCUCAUGUUCGCGCUUUAAUAUAGAGAGCUCAUUUACUCACAGCGACGUUCGCAGCCACUGCAUUCAGUUACUUAGAUCUCAUCAGAAAAUUGAAUAUCUAUGCUGAAAUGAUUCUCUGAUUUUGUUAAACAUAUCCUUGCUUUCGUGCAAAAUAUACGAACUAAGCACAACUAAAUACCAAAUCUAAUAACCUCCACAAAUAGUGGGUAUUUUUUCCGAAAUUUUUUAUAUUAUGUUCUUCAUUUCUUCUUGAUUAAAGGUGUCAAAAGGACGGACUGUCCGUCUUUCUUGCUCGUUGGUCCAUCCGUUCAAAGCCCCGUUUCAGUUGAAUUUCAUCAUCAUAUUUGGUAACAUUGCGAAAAACAGCAUUUUAUUUGAGAAAACACAUUUUUUGCCAGUCUAAACAUUUGACGGGUACUGUAUAAUUGUGCUUUGUCAUUGCAUAAUAUAUUGAGAUAUAUAGAAUUUUUUCCACUUUCAAAAUGUAGGAAUUUAAAUAGUUGUGGCCAAUUGUGAGCAAUUGUAUAGUCAUUUUGCUAAACCCUGAAUGUGAAUUCAUUUCGAUAAAUCGAAUGAAAUCACAGUUUCUACAGAAAAAACUGAAAACUUGUUAAGAAAAUAAGGAAGCAUUUGUACAGAGAAUGAAAAUGAAAAGAGGACAGUCAUUUUUUCUAAAUAAUUUUAGAGAGAGAGAGAGAGA